AUGGAAGGCCGAUUCGGCAUUUUGGCGGGGGCUCACCACCUUCGCGACAUUCCUGGUGGGUGGUUCCCAUCUCAGAGGCUCACCAACUCUGGAUUCUUUUUUCUGUUGCGGGUGGUUCCCGUUUUCCCCUCUUUUUCUUAUGGUUUUUGGUAUGAUUCCUCAAGGAUUACUUAUCUGUUCCAAGGUAAGUCUUGUUUUGUGGUUCGUCUACCUGCGUCGUGUUUGUUGUCCGUCGGUACUUUCACGAAUGCGAUCCAUGUUGCACUGUUCCAAUUCUGUCCGCAAGCUGUCACUGAUAUAAUUCGGAUGUUGUUCGACAUACCUUCACUUGCAAUGCAGAGUAUUAAGACCGUGAUUGUAGGCGACAAUGGGGUUGGAAAGACAGCACUGCUCAUCUCAUUCACGACGGGCAACUUCCCAGCACGCCCUAAUAUUAGAGUUGUGAUCUUGGACAGCUACGCCGUCACCUUUAUGUUGAACGAGGACCCUUACACUCAUGCGGUCUAUGAUACUUUGGUGGGCACAGCAGAAUACGACCGUCUGCGCCCUCUAAGCUACCCGCAAACCGACGUGUUUCUGACACCACGCAUCCUCGUCGCGCUCAAGACCGACCUCCGAGAAAAUGCCGAGACCGUCGAGCGUCUAGCGCGGCAACACAAACGGCCAAUCUCGACUGAACAGGGUUUGCGGCUUUCGCAGGGGCUGGGAGCAACAGAUUACGCCGAGUGUAGUGGGCCCACGCGUGAAGGGGUGGAGGAAGUGUUUGACAAGGUAUGCGUGUUCUUUCUUGCAGUCGAGGUCGAUCGUAUGCUGGGGCAGGUUGUCGUGGCCGCGAUAGCAUGGAGGGCAUCCAAAUUACCUAUACCUUGGCCCGGGAGUCGCCGACGUUGCAUUAUCUUCACCAACUUGAUUCAAGCAACACUCCAAUCAGACCGCAAUGCUCAUUUCUUUCUCGACAGGGAAGUACCCAGCGGAGUACUGCCCUUCAGUCAGCUCGUCUUUGACAGCUACGCCGUCACCGUGUUGUUCGGGCCCAAGCGAGACCCUUACACCCAUGCAAUAUUUGACACCUUGGGCAAACCAGAAUAUGACCGUCUACGCCCUCUGAUGUACCCGCAAACUGACGUGUUUCUGGUGUGCUUCUCCGUCGAUUCCGAGACUUCGUUCCAGCAUUGUCGCGAGCGCUGGUUUCCUGAGCUGGAACAUCACAACCCUGGGAUACCACGCGUCCUCGUCGCGCUGAAGACCGACCUGCGGGACGAUACGGACACUAUUGAACACUUAGCGAGGCAACACAAACGGCCGAUAUCAACUGAGCAGGGUUUGCGGCUGGCGCAAGAGCUGGAGGCGGCGGAUUACGCCGAGUGCAGUGGGCUGACCCGCGAAGGACUGGAUAAGCUUAUGGAAAAGGUAAUUGUUGUGUGUCUUACCACCAAGUUGGGUAAAUUGUGCAGGUUCUCGAGGCAGCAAUCAAGGGCAUUCAAACUCGGGAGGCUCAUCACGCAUCGAGAUCCGCUCUCCGCCGCCGACUACGACAUUGUAUCAUCGUAUAAUCCUUAG
Mycena indigotica is the source of this 1560-nucleotide messenger RNA. Its product is annotated as RhoGAP domain-containing protein. Gene Ontology annotation, molecular function: GTP binding; GTPase activity. The transcript is spliced from 9 exons. Gene Ontology annotation, biological process: small GTPase-mediated signal transduction. The record is from RefSeq and is a predicted model, not a curated record. Bases 1 to 1560 code for a protein of 519 amino acids. Lineage: Eukaryota; Fungi; Basidiomycota; Agaricomycetes; Agaricales; Mycenaceae.